AUGGCGGCGCCCACCUUGCCUCUCAAGAUCUCCCUGACACAGAUCCAGGGUCCAGCCACCAAAUCCACACCCCACCCAGCCCUGGCCCGCUCGCACCACACGCUCACCGUGAUCAACGACCAAGCGACCAUCUUUGGCGGGCGGCACGACUCUGAUUCUCCGGAGGCGGACGCCUCAGAGUCCAGACCUGCGCUAUGCCCGCCGGCAAUCCAUAUCCUUACCCUCCCCACCAAUAACGGCACCACCCUGGAGCCACCAACAACCUACCAGACCGCAUACACCUGCUACCCGCCGUUCACGCUGCAGGACGCAUUCACGGGCGAAACCCUGGUUCCGUCGGCGCGGCAAGACCAUGCCGCGUGCGCAGGGGGUGGCGGCCGCUUCCUGCUGGUCCACGGCGGGCGGGACGCCGCCGCCGCUGGCAGAGCAAUCGACGAAGGAAGUUGUCUGUGGCGGUGGGACUGGGAGCAGCUGAGCUGGGCCAAGCUGCGCGGGGACAGCCAGCAGCUCGGGGUUGCGGGUGGGAUGCGGCCGCGGUGGGGGCACUGGAUCUUUGCGGAUGAGCCGCAGGGGUUUUUGGUCCUUGUUGGCGGGAAGGGGGAGGAGCAUCACGGUGGUGGUGGUGGCAUGGCGGCAGAGGAAGGAGAGGCCGACACCGAGACCGAGGUCUGGAUGUACGACUUCAACGCGCUCGCCUGGACGACACUGCCGCGGGCUCCUGCAAAGCCGCUGGCUGCUGCCUACGUUCGCGGCACGGUUUAUAUCGUUUCUCGGGAUGCCGCUGGGGAUCGCGUUGCGGUGCAUUGCAUGGACAUGCGAGAAUCACCUACUGAAAGGGAGAAGCCUGGCGCGUUGGUCUGGCAGACGGUUACUGUUGGGGCAGACCCCCAAUCUCCUCGCCCAAAGCCGCGGGAGGGCGGUGCGUUGGUGCCGUUGACGACGGGGCAUGGGCGGGAGUAUCUGGUGUAUAUGUUCGGGCGUUCCGCGCCCGACGUUUCAGGAGACGAGCCGGGGCUAGAGUACUUCUCAGACAUCUGGACCUUGCAACUGCCGACGAAAGGAUUCAGUCUAGCCUCGGCCAAGGACAAGAUCCAAAAAGAAAUGCCCGCCAUGGCGUCUGGAGAGUUUAGAUGGGCCGAGGCCGAGAUUGUUCCGACGGAGCAGAUGAUAGAAGGGGGCAAGGUUCAUCCUGGCCCUAGGGCCUUCUUUGGUGCCGAUACCUGUCUCGGAGGUCGCGGGGUUGUGCUGUGGGGAGGUGUGAAUGCUAAGGGCGAGAACGAAGGGGAUGGAUGGAUCGUCAGGCUGGCUUACGGUUAUGCUGAUAGUGAUCGAUGGGAGUGA
Messenger RNA from Canariomyces notabilis, 1341 nucleotides. RefSeq lists its product as uncharacterized. The transcript is spliced from 2 exons. Gene Ontology annotation, molecular function: protein binding. The record is from RefSeq and is a predicted model, not a curated record. NCBI's taxonomy places the organism in Eukaryota, Fungi, Ascomycota, Sordariomycetes, Sordariales, Chaetomiaceae. Bases 1 to 1341 code for a protein of 446 amino acids.